UUAAUUGAUAACUUAGAUCCAUUUGCAUCCAUGUAAUUUAGAAUAAGACAGACUAUUCCUACCAGGUGUUACGGAUAGUUUAAGUGGCUGAAUUACAUUUUUUUUACAAUGGAAUUAUGUCAGUGGGUGGGUGAUGUAACAAUCUUUUUUAAAAAGUAGAAAAAAUAAACUUUGAGGCAGGGUCUCUCCCAGUUUCUUGUUGUUGUUCUUCUUCUUCUUCUUCCUCUCUCUCUCUCUCUCUCGCUCUUUUUCACGCACAUACAAACACACACAUCGCACGGACGCACCCACCUCCCACCUCCGUCGAUGGGAUCCCUGGGUGGAAGACAUCAUCAGGCGGUCUAGGAGGUCGCAGGAGCCGGUCGCGUCAUCCCUGGAGGGGCGGCGCACUGACAGGAGGACGGAGGGUGUUUUCCAGCUUUAAAAGCACCGGAGCCGGCCCCUCUGACAAACCGCGCUGCGUCAUCGACCUGGGGAGACUCUUGAAAACCUUCACUGGGCUGAAGAGAUUCAAACUCACCUCAACCACGGUCCCCUCAGCAGCCUUACCUGCGCCGGUCUCCAGAAUCACUAGACCAAGAUUUAGCCCGGCACGAUAGGUGCGCACUGGUCCGCGUUGUGGCUUCCAGUUAUACACUCGCUUUGCUUUCACUUCACUGCGAAUUAUGCUUUUGUUUGAUGGUGUAUGAAGUAAUCUAUCAGCUUGCUUGCAUUUUUAGCAUCGGCGUUACUUGUUACAGUCUCGCAGCCUGAGAAAGUUGCGCAUCGCUUGUUGAAUGCAGGAUACUUUCUGCCUCAGCGUCAAUUCCAAGUUCAGCUUUGGAGCAACAGCCGGUAAGGAGCGGGGACUCCAGUUUCUCACCUUUCUCGCCGCCGAUAUGAAGUCCGCAGAAGAAGAUGCAUACAGCUAUACUCCAAAUGUCAGCUUGUCCCUUCCACUGGGCAUGGGCAGCCCCUGUUUGGCGACUCAGUACCACACAUUACAGUCCAGCCCAGUCAUCUCAGUUUCUUCUUGUCACCAGACAGGCUACAGUCUCCACAAUGAUAACCACACAGCAUCAGGAUAUUGCCUUCCCCACGGCCUGAGACCCAAUGGGGCUCCAGCCCUGGAAAGCCCUCGUAUUGAGAUCACUGCCUAUAGCCAGUAUCCUGAGGAUGAGGUAGAGGAAAGCAGCAAUGAGGACCACAUCAUUAAACGAGGCGUUAACUCCAUUGUGACGCUGACACUGCCGAAUGCAGAUGGCUACCGUGAUCCCAGUUGCCUCAGUCCUGCAAGCAGCAUUUCCUCUCGUAGCUGUAACUCAGAGGCAUCAUCUUAUGAGUCCAGCUUCUACAACUAUGACAACUCCCCACAGAACUCCCCCUGGCAGUCUCCCUGUGUUUCUCCCAAAGGCUCAUCCUCACUGUUGUCCUGUCCACAUGCCAGCGGCCCUGCAACUUCCCCUCACCAUUCACCAUCCACCUCCCCUCAGAUAGGAGCUGUGGCCGAGGAAGGUUGGCCAGCACAACCUCGUAGCUCCAGGCCUAACUCCCCAUCCUACGGUGGAGGCAGUGCAGGCAACAGCAGUGGUAUGGGGAAGAGAAAGCACAGCUUCAAUGGCACUCCCUACCAUCAGACACCUUGCUCACCGAUACAGUCACCCACUCCAUCCCCACAUGGCUCCCCCAGGGUCAGCAUCACAGAUGAGAACUGGCUCGCCAGCACCAACCAGUACACCAACUCUGCCAUUGUGGCCGCCAUCAAUGCUCUAACCACAGAUGGAGUGGUAGACAUGGGGGAGGGAAUCCCAAUCAAGACAAGGAAGACGAUGCUGGACCACUCACCCUCCAUGAGUCUAAAGGUAGAGCCUGGUGGUGAAGGUCUUGAUGGGGAGCUGUGCCAAGAGGACUACCCCUCCCGUCUGACCCUCAAGAAGGAGAACUACUGUGGAGGAUUUCUGGAUGUGCCCCAGCAUCCGUACUCCUGGUCUAAACCCAAGCCUUACCUCAGCCCAUCUCUGCCAGCUCUUGACUGGCAGCUUCCGUCCUGCUCCGGUCCAUACAACCUGCAGAUCGAGGUGCAGCCAAAAUCCCACCACAGGGCCCACUAUGAGACCGAAGGCAGCCGAGGGGCAGUGAAGGCACUGUCUGGUGGCCACCCUGUUGUGCAGCUUUAUGGCUAUAUGGAAAGCGAGCCACUCACCCUGCAGCUGUUCAUUGGCACCGCAGACGACCGCCUCCUGCGACCACAUGCCUUCUACCAGGUCCACCGCAUCACGGGCAAAACCGUUUCCACCGCCAGUCAUGAAGUCAUGCAAUCCAACACCAAAAUUCUGGAGAUCCCUCUGCUGCCUGAAAACAACAUGAGAGCCAUAAUUGAUUGUGCAGGGAUCCUGAAGCUGCGUAAUUCAGACAUCGAGCUUCGCAAAGGGGAAACAGACAUCGGACGCAAAAACACACGUGUAAGAUUGGUGUUUCGAGUGCACAUCACCCAGCCCAAUGGCAGGACAGUGUCCCUCCAGACUACUUCGAACCCCAUUGAAUGCUCCCAACGCUCAGCUCAGGAGCUUCCCUUGGUGGAGAAGCAGAGUAUGGAUAGUUAUCCUGCCACCGGAGGCAAAAUGAUGCUCCUGAGUGGCCUCAACUUCCUCCCUGACUCCAAGGUGGUGUUUGUGGAGAAGGCACAAGAUGGGCAUCAUGUGUGGGAGACGGAGGCCAAAGUUGACAAGAACUCUGUCAAAUCUAGUACUCUUGUUGUGGAGAUCCCGCCCUACAGGAACCAGAGGAUAUCCAGCCCGGUUCACGUUAACUUCUACGUCUGCAACGGCAAGAGGAAGAGGAGCCAGUACCAGCGUUUCACCUACCUGCCUCCUAAUGUGCCGAUAAUAAAGACAGAACCCAGUGAUGACUAUGAUUCUCUGGGGACUGCAAGGCUGCCCAUGCAUCCAAAGCCCUAUUACAACCAGCCCAGGCUGACUCCUAUCAUGCCUGUAGCUGAUCCUGAUGCCUGCCUGGUUGGUAGCUACCCUCCCUGCCCACCUCGCCAUGCUGCCAUGCCAUCAACAUCCCCCAACUCCAGCCCAACCCUGCAUGACCUGUCCCCUGUGGCAUACAGCAAGUGCCUCCCCAACAGCCCCAGCCAUGCAGCACCACAAGGCUCCAUGGUGCCCCACAUCCAGGACACCGCUGGCUGCCCCAGCCUUGCCCACCCAGCAUCGCCAGACCACAGCUCUUCCCUGGGGAUGCUCCAUUCCCAGGGUAGCCCCAACCACCUCAACAGCCCGGGGCCUCAUGGUUACCACCCUAUCUAUGCCAACAGCAGUCCCUCAUCCUCCCCGGUAUCCCACCCUUCUACUCCCGGUGGGACUGCGGAGAGCCCGUUGGUUCAGGCCUACAGCCCCACUGCACAGGCAGCAGUCAGUUCACCCAGCCUGUUACCUGAGGAUGCCAGCCCCCCUUCGAUGGCUAUCACUGUCAAACAGGAGCCCCAGGAACUGGACCAGAUGUACCUAGAUGAUGUUAACGAGAUAAUCAGGAAUGACCUCUCCAGCAUUUCCGUGCACACUCAUGCAUAGUCGUCCAGAAGUCGUCUGCAGCGGUGUGGGCACAAACAUGUGCAAACAGCAGCAGCAUCAACAAAAUGAGGACAAAUAAAACCCAGAGAUCCAGAUGAUGAAGAAUAAUGUUUUGACCAGGAUCUCCGACCUGAUCAUCUCUGCCAUCAGCUCCUUGUCCCUCAGAGACUCGCUGCACAUUCACAUUGACAAUCACUGGCAAGCUCCAUUUGAAUAAACAGAUGAAUGUUGUAUUUACAAAAAAAAAAAGGGAAGUGAAAUCAGGGGCAAAGUAUAC
Scatophagus argus is the source of this 3831-nucleotide messenger RNA. Its product is annotated as nuclear factor of activated T-cells, cytoplasmic 1-like. Bases 777 to 3554 code for a protein of 925 amino acids. Lineage: Eukaryota; Metazoa; Chordata; Actinopteri; Scatophagidae. The transcript has 10 exons. Gene Ontology annotation, cellular component: transcription regulator complex. The record is from RefSeq and is a predicted model, not a curated record. Gene Ontology annotation, biological process: regulation of transcription by RNA polymerase II; calcineurin-NFAT signaling cascade; cytokine production. Gene Ontology annotation, molecular function: DNA-binding transcription factor activity, RNA polymerase II-specific; RNA polymerase II cis-regulatory region sequence-specific DNA binding; transcription factor binding.